GUAGUUGAGGAUCAUAAGGCAGCCCUGCCAGUGUACGAGGACUUCUACCAGAAGCGGCAGCUGCAGAAGCUGAGGAAGCUGCUGCAGGACAAGGCAGCGCUGCCCAUCGCCGCUUUUGAAGCCCCCAUCAUUGAUGCCGUGCGCGCACAUCCUGCAGUGGUCGUGGCUGGCGACACAGGUUGUGGGAAGUCCACACAGCUGCCGCAGUUCCUCCUGAAAGCCGGCUACUGCCACGUGGCAUGCACACAGCCGCGCCGCAUAUCUGCCAUCUCCCUCUGCCGCAGGGUGGCCUUUGAGACCCUGCAGGAGCACAGGGAUGACAUCGCAUACCGGGUGCAUGAGCGGCACCUGAACACAGACAUACUGCUGGCGCUGAUGCGGGCGCUGCUGCUCCAGAGGCCCGACCUGCGAGUCAUCCUCAUGUCAGCCACCAUCAACGUGCAGGCCUAUUCUGACUACUUUGGCGGAGCCCCCAUCAUCCAGGUGCCUGGCAGGCUGUACCCAAUCACAGUCCAGUACAUGGCCGAGAACAGCGCCGAUGCAAGGUCACAGCGGCGGAGUAAUGAUGAGAAGAGGGAGCUGGCCAGCAAGGGCUUCAAGCGCCGCACCAUUGAACGCAUCGACCCGGCUCCAUACCUCAGGUUGCUGCAGCAGAUAGAGCAGACUGUGGCGGGGGAUGAGAGGGGGGACCUGCUGGUCUUUCUGGCGGGCAUGGAGGACAUCUCAACAGUGGCCGAGCACAUCAGGGAACAUGUGCAGCGCAGCCACCGCUGGCUCGUGCUGCCGCUGCACAGCGCGCUGUCCGUGGAUGAACAGGACAAGGUGUUUGAUAUUGCACCAGAGGGCAUGCGCAAGGUGAUCCUCUCAACCAACAUCGCGGAGACAUCGGUCACAAUCGACGGUGUGCGAAUUGUGGCCGACUCCGGCCGCGCCAAGGAGAUGACUCAUGACCUGUCAUCCGGCGGCGGCAGCCUCCAGGAGGGCUGGAUUUCCAAGGCAUGCGCCCUCAUGACCAAUUUUCCCUCAUCUUAUCUUACAGGAGAUCUCCAGCAAAUUCCUUGGCAUUGCGCAUUUGCGGAGCAGAGGAAGGGCCGAGCGGGCAGGACAGGGCCGGGGCAGUGCUUCAGAAUGUACACAGAGGCACAGUUCCAGGCAUUCCCAGCUUUCCCUGCUCCAGAGAUCCAGAGGGUCCGCCUGGAGUCUGUGGUGCUCCAGAUCAAGAUGCUGGCAGGCGAUGCAGGGAACAGCAUGGACCCCAGGCGCUUUGGCUUCAUCGAGCCGCCCUCCAAAGAUGCCCUUGAGAGCGCCAUCACAGCCCUGCAGAAGGUGGGUGCGCUGACGCCAGCAGAGGUGCUGACGCCGCUGGGCUCGGUGCUGAGCUGUCUGCCGGUGGAUGUGCACAUUGGCAAGAUGCUCAUACUGGGCUGCGUGUUCCACGUGACCGAUCCUGUGCUCACCAUAGCGGCUGCGCUGAGCGUGCAGUCCCCAUUUCUUAGGCUGCCGGCUGACUCUGACGCUGAGGGAAUCAGGGAGAGGAGGAGCUUGUUGGAGUCCCAGCAUGGGGACCCCUUCACGCUGCUGGCUCAGAGGCUGUAUGAGAUGGCCAAGCUGCGAGCGCAGUUUGAGGGCCUGCUGAGGGAUGUGGGCCUGCGCUCUCACGGUGCUCAUUGCUCUGGCGCUGCUGCUGCCAGGGCGGCGAAGGCCCACGUGCGAGCGCUGCAGAGGCAGCAGGAGAGGGAGAGGGGACGCCGCGCGCUGGACCUGAAGAGCAUGGAUCUGGAGGCCAGCGUCGAUGUACGAGCGAUGGCGUCCGCCGCUCUGAGGAACCUCACAGUGGCGGAUGUCAACCUGCUUAAGGCCAUCCUGGCCGCAGGACUGUACCCUCAGGUGGCGGUGCCGGACCCGCGCAACUCGCAGCGGCGCGGCCAGGACGCGGCGUUCCUGACACAGCACCACCGCGGAGAGGCCGCCAUCCACCCAGGCGCCGUGAUGUGCGCAUCGGCGGCCGAUCUGGACCCGGGCACGGCGCUGGCGUACGUUGAAUUGCUGGAGACGAGGCGCGCCUAUCUAAGCAACCUGACUCCGCUGCCAGCGCUGCCGGCACUGCUGUUGUUGGCUGAGCGCAUCGGCGCCGACGCGGCCGCCACCCGAUUUCUGGUCGACGGCUGGCUGCUGCUGCGCAUGCAUGACGGCUCCGGGCCUCAGGUGAUAAUCGAGAUCAACAGGCUGCGAGCGCAGACGACCGCGCUCCUCAACUUGUGCCUGCGACGAGCGCGCAUUCCGGGCCUGCCCAACCCAUCAGCCGCCGCCCCGGCCCCCACUGACAUUAGCACUCAGGGCCUGGCUACAGAGGUGAUCACUCAUUUUCCUGACCUUCUUAUUGCCGCCUCAACUCACUGA
Messenger RNA from Coccomyxa subellipsoidea C-169, 2400 nucleotides. RefSeq names its product P-loop containing nucleoside triphosphate hydrolase protein. Gene Ontology annotation, molecular function: RNA binding. Gene Ontology annotation, biological process: nuclear-transcribed mRNA catabolic process, nonsense-mediated decay. The transcript is spliced from 17 exons. Gene Ontology annotation, cellular component: intracellular anatomical structure. The annotation marks the transcript as partial. NCBI's taxonomy places the organism in Eukaryota, Viridiplantae, Chlorophyta, Trebouxiophyceae, Coccomyxaceae. The record is from RefSeq and is a predicted model, not a curated record.